Penicillium lagena is the source of this 1101-nucleotide messenger RNA. RefSeq names its product KH domain-containing protein. The record is from RefSeq and is a predicted model, not a curated record. Gene Ontology annotation, molecular function: mRNA 3'-UTR AU-rich region binding. The coding region runs from base 1 to 1101 and encodes 366 amino acids. Gene Ontology annotation, cellular component: cytoplasm; nucleus. Lineage: Eukaryota; Fungi; Ascomycota; Eurotiomycetes; Eurotiales; Aspergillaceae. The transcript is spliced from 2 exons. Gene Ontology annotation, biological process: 3'-UTR-mediated mRNA stabilization.
AUGGACCCCAACGAGAUGCAGCAAAACGCUCAGGUUAUGGAUGAAACCAUGGCCGACGCUUUCAACGACAGUCUUGGCGAGGGCGACAUGGAGGUCACUCCCAAGACCGAAGAGGAGUACGCGCAGUCGAUGCUGACUCUGCGUGCCAUCGUCUCGUCCAAGGAGGCUGGUGUCAUCAUCGGCAAGGCUGGCAAGAACGUCGCCGACUUGCGCGACGAAACUGGUGUCAAGGCCGGCGUGAGCAAGGUCGUCCCGGGCGUCCAUGACCGGGUCCUGACCGUCACCGGUGCCUUGUCGGGCACUGCCCAAGCCUACGCGAUCGUUGCCAAGGGCCUGCUGGAGGGAGCUCCGCAGAUGGGCAUGGGCGGCAUCAUGUCCAACAACGGCACCCACCCCGUCCGGCUCCUGAUCUCGCACAACCAGAUGGGCACCAUCAUCGGACGACAGGGUCUGAAAAUCAAGCACAUCCAGGAUGCUUCUGGGGUGCGCAUGGUCGCACAGAAGGAGAUGCUUCCUCAGUCUACGGAGCGAAUCGUCGAAGUCCAGGGUACACCUGAAGGCAUCGAGAAGGCCAUCUGGGAAAUCGGAAAGUGCCUCAUUGAUGACUGGCAGCGCGGCACUGGCACCGUGCUCUACAACCCCGCGGUCCGUGCGUCCCUGGGCUCGCCGCCGCUGAACAACAGCAACCCAGUCGGUAGUGGUGGAAAUGGUGGCAAUGGUUACACCAGCCGUCAGUACAACCGCACCGGCAACGGUGCCGACUUCAGCGACAACAGUGGCUAUAGCCGACGGUCCAACUCCGAUGCUGGUACCCGUGGAUACCCUCUCGUCACGGAAGAUGGUGAGGAGAUUCAGACUCAGAACAUCAGCAUUCCUGCGGAUAUGGUUGGAUGCAUCAUCGGCCGGGCUGGCAGCAAGAUCACCGAGAUCCGCCGCAGCUCGGGAGCUCGCAUCUCGAUCGCCAAGGCUCCCCAUGAUGAGACUGGUGAGCGCAUGUUCACGAUCAUGGGAAGCGCGCAGGCCAAUGAGAAGGCUUUGUACCUUCUGUAUGAGAACCUCGAAGCCGAGAAGACUCGCCGCAGCCAGCUGCCUCAGGAGUAA